Messenger RNA from Spinacia oleracea (spinach), 1399 nucleotides. Its product is annotated as protein NRT1/ PTR FAMILY 3.1-like. The transcript has 3 exons. The coding region runs from base 773 to 1210 and encodes 145 amino acids. Gene Ontology annotation, biological process: transmembrane transport. Lineage: Eukaryota; Viridiplantae; Streptophyta; Magnoliopsida; Caryophyllales; Amaranthaceae. Gene Ontology annotation, cellular component: membrane. Gene Ontology annotation, molecular function: transmembrane transporter activity. The record is from RefSeq and is a predicted model, not a curated record.
UCAGAUUUUCUUUCUCUCUCUUCCUCACGUGUUCUCUCUCCUUCCUCAAAUCCUCUGUAUGAGCUUCGAUUCACAUCUUCAUCUUCUCAAACAUCUUCGAUAAUCGUCCUGUAAUUCCUUCAUCUUCUUUGCGAUUUUGUCUCUAUCAAUUCACGCACGUAGCCUUGAGCAAACAAAUGAAACCAAAAACAAGGAAUGCCAAUCAAGACUAUUUUUGGAUUCAUGCUCUCUUGUAGUAGAAUGAUGGUCUUGGACUAAUGAGGUUGUUGCAGGUGACUGUGGUUCUUAUUGUCAGGCGUGAUUUAUUUCUUAUUGUGAUCUUGAUUUUCUAUGGAAAUUCUAAUGGCUGACGGCCUGAUACAAUAGGCUCUUGUGCUUCAUUUAUUAGGUUGUCUCUUAGAAAGUUUAGUACUUGAAUCUGUUUCAUAGACUCGGAUAAUUGCAAGACUGUAUGCCCAUUAUCAUCAGCAAGAUUUAUCAGCUCAAGAUCUUUAUAAAUAUAUAACAAUGUCCUGGGCUAAUUUCAUCAACAUUGCAACAUUAAAGCUUGUACCGAAUAUUUCAGUUAGUUUCGCCAAACACUCAUCGUAUCAAAUUGAGUCAUCCCAAUAUAUAUUAUAUUUGCAAGUGGUACUAGUAGUAAUAUUUAUGAACAAAUGCCGAGAGUAAAUAAGAUGGAUGGAUUAUUUAUGCAGCAAAUUAACUAUGCGAUAGAUUUGCUGGAGUUGGAUUUCAUGCAAAUAUCAUAACAUAUUUGACCCAACAGCUAAACAUGUCGCUUGUACAAGCCUCCAACACUCUCGCCAAUUUUGGAGGCACUGCUAGUUUUACACUUCUUAUUGGUGCUUUAAUAACUGACUCUUUUGCUAGCCAAUUAUGGACUAUUACAAUUGGCUUUAUCUUCUAUCAACUGGGGAUGCUCAACAUUACCAUGUCAGCAAUUCUUCCAAAACUCCACCCUCAACCAUGCCCAACACAAGUGAACUGCCAAGAAGCAUCAUCCCAACAACAACUUUGGGUCUUAUACUUGUCUCUCCUCCUGACAUCUAUGGGGAACGGUGGCACUCAGCCUUGUGUAGUGACAUUCCCGGCCAACCAGUUUGACAUGACUAAAUCAGGUGUAUUGCAGGACGCAAUUGGAACUACUUCAACUGUUAAUCUGUUAUUACUUCUGUAUGGGAGUUGCCACACUAACUGCAUUUACUUUUGAGCUUAAAUUAUUUACUUUUGAGUUUUUUUUGUUUACUUUUUGAAUACUUCUUACUAAUAAUGCAACGAAAUUCACAAAUAUCCAUAAAGAUCUGAUGUUCAGUAGAUCAUGGUAGUAAUAAGGGCAUCAACUUUGAACAGUUUGCAUCAUGUCUAACGUGAAAUAUUUUGAUUUACUUUUGAAUUUUUA